This is a messenger RNA of Trichoderma atroviride IMI 206040, 276 nucleotides long. The record is from RefSeq and is a predicted model, not a curated record. NCBI's taxonomy places the organism in Eukaryota, Fungi, Ascomycota, Sordariomycetes, Hypocreales, Hypocreaceae.
GAAAAUCUCUAAAUCAAGGGAACUUGCAUUGGUGUAUAAUUACAGUGACCUAGAAAGCACGGCAGAGUCAAAAACGACUAGUAAUACGCCGUGCCGAUGCCAGUCUUACCCGCAAAGAGCAACUGUUACACAGGUCGGGAUAUCUGGCCCAACUUCCCUCAAUACCUUCCAUUCCGGUCUCCUUUUUUAUCAACCAGUGGACGCCGCAUUACACCCACCUGGCCAAUUAAACCCAUCUCCGAGGUAAAACGCACGAAGAAUGUCUAUACAUAACGU